Dreissena polymorpha is the source of this 1143-nucleotide messenger RNA. RefSeq names its product galactoside alpha-(1,2)-fucosyltransferase 1-like. The transcript is spliced from 2 exons. The record is from RefSeq and is a predicted model, not a curated record. The coding region runs from base 121 to 945 and encodes 274 amino acids. Gene Ontology annotation, molecular function: galactoside 2-alpha-L-fucosyltransferase activity. Gene Ontology annotation, cellular component: membrane. Gene Ontology annotation, biological process: carbohydrate metabolic process. NCBI's taxonomy places the organism in Eukaryota, Metazoa, Mollusca, Bivalvia, Myida, Dreissenidae.
UCUUGCCAGAGUUUCGAUAUAGAGAUGAUGAUUUAUAGCAAAGGCUGCUUGUACAACCUCAGAGGAGUGUGAUCGAUCACUUUUUUUAACUGUAAAAGAGAAUCAAACAGGAUUUGGAGAAUGGGCAAAUAUAGAUGGAAGCUUCCGAUUCUGUGUAUCAUACUAUUUGUCUGUGUAAGGUAUUUUGUGUACCGACAAGCCGACCUAAACACAGAAGUUCCAGCCUCUCCUCAUGGAGGAAAAGCGGAAAUCGUAACGACUAUUAAUUAUUCCGCUCAAAUUUCAGACAAUUCAAAAAUAAUGCACAACGUAACAUUGAUUCGUGAAUUAAACGGACAGCAACCCAAAAUAAAUACAGUCGUUCCAGUUUUGCCGCAAGGAGGAAAGGUGGACAUCGUAUCGAAUAGCAAUUCUUCCGUUCACAGCUCUGACACGUCAAAAAUGAAGCAUAACGGAACGUUGAGUAUUGCAAUUAAAGGCCGCCUCGGAAAUCAGAUGUUUCAAUAUGCUUCAAUAAUUGGCCUAGCCGACAUGAUGAACUUCACACAGAUUGUCAUCGAUGGAGGUCAGGAUCUGUUGUCCUCAUUUCAACUCUCUGACAAAAGAGUAAAUUUUACUCGAAUAUCAACCAAGUGGAGAACUAUAAAUGAACUUCUAUGUUGUGCUUUUGACAAACGACUUACCCAGUACAAUAACACAGAGGAUGUCCACGUAAACGGAUACUUAGUAUCAACGACGUAUUUUCACAAUAUUGAGAAACGCAUUAAAAACGAAUUCAAAUUUGUGCCCCGAAUCUUGACAGAUGCAAAGAUAAUUAAAAAUGACAUUGCGAAACAGUUUUAUGUCACAGGAGUAAAUUACACAUAUAUCGGUGUACAUGUCCGAAGAGGUGAUUUCCUUAAGAAAUCGAAUAUCGAGGUCGGCCAUUUCACUGUAACAAAAUAAUUUAUUACUCGUGCAUUACAAAUGUGUACUAAAAUGUUUGGAAACGAUACCAUUUUCGUCUUUAGUUCGAAUGGUAUGGAUUGGGUUAAAUACAAUUUUAAUAAUGACACAAACUUGAAGAUCGCUUUCUUAGAGGGUAAUCCUGCCGCCGUGGAUAUGGCUGUUUUGAGUUUGUGUGACCAUAGUAUUGUCUCCACC